This is a messenger RNA of Suhomyces tanzawaensis NRRL Y-17324, 2787 nucleotides long. RefSeq names its product leucine--tRNA ligase (gene NAM2). The transcript has a single exon. Gene Ontology annotation, cellular component: mitochondrion. Bases 1 to 2787 code for a protein of 928 amino acids. The record is from RefSeq and is a predicted model, not a curated record. Gene Ontology annotation, biological process: leucyl-tRNA aminoacylation; mitochondrial translation. NCBI's taxonomy places the organism in Eukaryota, Fungi, Ascomycota, Pichiomycetes, Serinales, Debaryomycetaceae. Gene Ontology annotation, molecular function: leucine-tRNA ligase activity; ATP binding; aminoacyl-tRNA deacylase activity.
AUGUUCUCUCGUGGGAAAAUCAUAAGCCCCCAGAGGCACCGCCUCUUGCGGCAAGUUUCAAAGUCUUCCAAGGUAGAGCUCAAUGAAUUGGACGCGAAAUGGACGAAGAGAUGGAGAGAGGCCUCCCCCAACAACUCUAUUCAUCCUAGUAAACAUUUAGUUGAUCCAGAUGCCGAAUCCUUUUACUGCCUUUCAAUGUUUCCAUACCCUUCAGGUAUGCUUCACAUGGGUCACUUGCGUGUUUACACCAUCAGUGACGUAAUUUCACGGUUCAAACGGCUUAAAGGUUACAACGUUAUCCACCCAAUGGGUUGGGAUGCAUUUGGUUUACCAGCAGAAAAUGCUGCCUUUGAAAGAGGUAUCAACCCUGCGGUAUGGACAGAGUCUAACAUAGCCAAAAUGAAGGAGCAAAUGAAUUUAAUGUUGGCGGAUUUUGACUGGGAAAGGGAAAUUUCAACCUGCUCGCCAGAUUAUUACAAGUGGACUCAAAAGAUUUUCUUAUUAUUGUAUGAGCAUGGCUUGGUGUAUCGUAAAGAAGCUGAAAUUAACUGGGAUCCCGUGGAUAUGACAGUCUUGGCGAACGAGCAAGUGGACGCCGAAGGAAGAUCUUGGAGAAGUGGGGCCAUCGUUGAAAAAAGAAACCUUGAACAAUGGUUUAUUGCAAUCACCAAGUAUGCCCAAGAUUUGAACCAAGAUAUGAAAGUUUUGGACCAAUGGCCCAAUAAAGUCAAAGCGAUGCAAAGAAAUUGGAUUGGCGAGUCACAUGGAGUGGAAAUUACGUUCCCAACCGAUUCAAACUAUGAUAUUACCGUCUUCACUUCAAGACCAGAGACUUUAUUUGUCGCUCAAUUCUUAGCACUCUCCUUGAAUCAUCCCAUUGUAAAAGAGGCAGCAGAACUUGACGAAGGUCUUGCAAUGUUCAUCGAGGAGAACAAAGAGACAGACUUUUCGUCCAAGAAUGGGUAUCUUAUUACAAGUAUUAAGGCUUCUAUUCCUAUUGACGUCCAGAACAACGUGAGGAAAGAGUUUGAUAUCCCAGUCUAUGCAGCUCCUUACGUCAUUGGAUCGUAUGGUCUGGGUGCUGUAAUGGGAUGUCCCGCUCACGAUGAGCGGGAUUUUGAGUUCUGGAGCCUUCACAAUUCUUCUAAACCAAUUAAAAGAAUUGUGGGCGACUCUAAUCCCGCAGUUGCCAAGACUCUGAGCUUAGAACAAGCUUAUACGGAUAAGAAUGGUAAGCUUUACGAUGGUUCUAUUCUCAGUAAUGGACUUACAAGUUUAGGUAUCUACCAUGGAAAGACAACCAAAGAGGCCGCCUCAUUGAUAACCAAGGCUUUGACAGAUGCUAAAGUUGGGAACAAAAAGGUUCAGUUCAGACUUAGGGAUUGGUUAAUUAGUCGUCAAAGAUACUGGGGAGCCCCGAUUCCUAUGAUUCAUUGUCAUAGUUGUGGAACUGUUCCGGUCCCAGACGAAGAAUUACCUGUAAUGUUACCCAAGCUUGAUAGUAGUAAGUUUAAAAAUGGUAACCCAUUGAGUAACCUUGAUGAAUUUGUCAAUACCUCAUGUCCUUCUUGUGGAGGGCCUGCCAAAAGAGACACUGACACAAUGGAUACCUUCAUGGAUUCAUCUUGGUAUUUUUUUAGAUAUCUUGACUCACAAAACACUAAGAUGCCAUUCUCAAAAGCAAAAGCCACGGAAAAUAUGCCGGUUGAUAUGUAUAUUGGUGGUGUUGAACAUGCAAUUUUACAUCUACUUUACUCAAGAUUUAUCUCCAAAUUUUUAGGAAGGAUUGGAUUAUGGGAUGGUCAGCAUUUUAAAAAUGAGCCUAUAAGGCAAUUGGUUACUCAAGGAAUGGUCCACGGAAAGACCUUCUCUGACCCUCACAAUGGAAGAUGCUUGAAACCAGAUGAGUUGGACUUAUCUACUCCAGAUCAACCUAAAAUAAUUCCGUCUGGUGAAACACCAGUUAUUACUUUCGAAAAAAUGUCAAAAUCUAAAUAUAAUGGUGCUGAUCCAGGAACUUGUAUAAAGAAAUAUGGUGCUGAUGCAACUAGGGCCCACAUGUUAUUCCAAGCACCAAUCUCUGAUGUUUUAAACUGGAACGAGGAACAGAUACUCGGAAUUAAUCGUUGGUUGCACAAAGUGAUCAGUUUGGGUCAAUCUAUUUUACAAGGGUUCAACAAUUCCCCUAUAGCAAGGCCUACCAAUGAGACUUUGACCGAAGCCAAAGAUAUUACCUUGAACGGAAAGUAUUAUGAAUCGAUUAAAUUCAAUGAAAGCGAAUUUGCGUUGUAUAAUGAGGUUCUGGAAUAUGUCAAUAAAGUUGCAAAUUCGAUUGAGGUUGAUCUCACAUUCAACACGAUCAUUUCAGACUUAAUGAAACUAACCAAUGUUCUUGUUUCAUCCCUCAAAUCGGGUCACUUCUUGCAUCCUGAACUUUUAUUGGACUCGUACAAGAAGCUUUUGAUCAUCAUGAGCCCUAUCACUCCUUGUGUAUCUGAAGAAUGCUGGGAGAACAUCUCGUUGCAAUUGAACCAGGAAGCUCGCUCGAUCUUUUUCGAGAAGUAUCCUGUUGCUCAAAAGUUAGAGACUUCUAACAUCAAUUUCAAUGUUUUUGUUAAUGGCAAAAUCAGAGCACUGUUUACGGGAAAUAAGAAUUUGAUUGAAGCAAACGAUGAAUUUAUUGUCCAAGAAAUUAGAAAACAUGGCCAAACUGCCGAGUACCUUGGUAGCAGUAUAAAGAAGUUGAUUGUCAAACCAGGAAUGAUAAGUGUCGUUACUGCAAAAUGA